Messenger RNA from Trifolium pratense (red clover), 1240 nucleotides. Its product is annotated as ribosome biogenesis protein NSA2 homolog. Bases 215 to 997 code for a protein of 260 amino acids. The transcript is spliced from 10 exons. The record is from RefSeq and is a predicted model, not a curated record. Gene Ontology annotation, cellular component: preribosome, large subunit precursor; nucleolus. Gene Ontology annotation, biological process: maturation of 5.8S rRNA; maturation of LSU-rRNA. Lineage: Eukaryota; Viridiplantae; Streptophyta; Magnoliopsida; Fabales; Fabaceae.
AAAACUGAGUCAAAAAGGGGUUUAGGUAGAGUGAGUAUUUUGAAACGCCGAGACUUCCAUCCUUCACUCGUUUCCGUAGCUGCCUGCCUACCCACUUCCGUUGGCCACUGUUCCUUUCAUCUUCUCUCCGAGGUAUUGAGGCGAAAGAGUCCGGUUAUAAAUCAAACCAGUUUUGUGAUUCUAGUGGUUGCUUGGAGUUGAUUUUCAAGAGACAAUGCCUCAAGGAGAUUAUAUAGAGCGUUCAAUAAAAGAAAAUGGCCGCCGUUUGGAUUACGAAGAGCGCAAACGCAAGAAGGCAGCCCGUGAAGUUCACAAGCACUCUCAAAAGGCCCAGAAGACACUGGGUAUUAAGGGUAAGAUGAUUGCCAAGAAAAAUUAUGCUGAAAAGGCACAGAUGAAGAGAACUUUGGCCAUGCAUGAAGAGUCAACAUCUAGGCGCAAGGCUGAUGAUAAUGUUCAAGAAGGAGCUGUUCCUGCAUAUCUUCUGGAUCGUGAAAACACUGCCAGAGCAAAGAUUCUCAGUAACACCAUCAAGCAAAAGAGGAAGGAGAAAGCUGGGAAAUGGGAUGUUCCACUACCUAAGGUACGUCCUGUAGCUGAAGAUGAAAUGUUCAAAGUUGUCCGCACCGGUAAAAGAAAAACCAAGCAAUGGAAGAGGAUGGUUACAAAAGCUACAUUUGUUGGGCCUGGUUUUACCAGAAAACCCCCAAAGUAUGAGCGGUUCAUUCGUCCUACUGGAUUGCGGUUCACUAAAGCUCAUGUCACUCAUCCAGAACUUAAAUGCACAUUCAAUCUAGAAAUUAUUGGAGUGAAGAAAAACCCCAAUGGCCCUAUGUACACCUCUCUUGGUGUCAUCACCAAGGGAUCUAUAAUUGAGGUGAAUGUAAGCGAACUUGGUCUGGUUACACCUGCAGGAAAAGUUGUGUGGGGUAAAUAUGCCCAGGUUACCAACAACCCAGAAAAUGAUGGUUGCAUAAAUGCUGUUUUACUUGUUUAAGUUCAGAUUAAGGAUUAGAGGUCAAAACCAGCUCCCAUUAUUUUUGUAGUCUCGUAGGUACGACUGUAUUUGUCCGGAAAAAUGGCGAAGAAUUUUUGUUUUGAUUGGGAUAUUGACAUGUUCUAGUAUAAUAUUCUCCUUAUUUGGUUAAUCAAUGCAAUGGUAAUCACUUCUAGCACUUUAAGGCAAACUCUACAGCUUUAUAAUGAAGUAAUAUUGUAUGAGCAACAUUUUAAGAGGCUA